Molecule: messenger RNA, 787 nt
Organism: Tachysurus vachellii
Lineage: Eukaryota; Metazoa; Chordata; Actinopteri; Siluriformes; Bagridae
Product: C-type lectin domain family 4 member F-like
Exons: 7
Coding region: 97-741 (214 amino acids)
Source: RefSeq, a predicted model, not a curated record
AGCAAGCAGAAAUCACUCAUUUCAUGUGUUGUGAAGCAAUAGCAAGGUUCAGAAAUACAAGCUGUCUAUGAAGAUAUAAGUUUUAAUGUCUGCAAAAUGGACAAUAGUAAAAACUAUCACUCUCCAACAGACACAGAGGAUGAUGUUUAUGUGAAUACAGAAGACUGUCGCGCAGAGCUGAAAAAAUCAGAUAUCUCUGACCGUAUUGAGCUGAAAGACAAGAAGAAACCAGGAAAGAUCUUCAGAUCUGCUUUUGGUCUCCUCCUAAUACUUGGUGUUUUAUUAACACUCUGUGUUGUAGGGAUCCUUUAUCACAACAAAGUGGUUUCAUAUGAGAUAUUAAGUGAGCAGUAUUCUAAUGUUACUGAAACAUUGAAGACGCAGGAACAUGAAGCCAAGGAAAUAGAAAAACUGUUUAAAGUACUGCAGGUGGAGCACCAGCAAGUUCAGGAGGAUCUCGCAGCAUGCAGUGCAAAUAAAAACAAUGGACAAUGUGAGGAAGGAUGGAAGUCCCUUGGUUUAAAGAGUUAUUACUUCAGUUUUAAACUGAGCUGGACACAGUGUAGAGAUUACUGUGUGGAGAAAGGAGGCCACAUGGUGAUUAUAACCAGCCAAACUGAACAGGAUUUUGUAGUUUCACAAAUUGGAGAAACACACUGGAUUGGAUUGAAUGACUUGGAGACUGAGGGUCAGUGGAUGUGGGUGAACAACAAGCCUUUAAAGGAGACAGGUGUAACGUAAGGACAGUGUUCACUCACACAGUCUAUAAACUCAUUUUACUGUUCUG